UCAUCACUGUUCUCGUGGCAUUAUCUCCAGAUCUUUUUUAAAGUUGUACAUUAUUUAUAACAAUUUUACUUCAUUGUAUAGAAUUCAGUUAGCAAUGUGAUUUAUUAUUAGCAUAAACAUACUACAGACUUAGCCGGCCAUGCACGUGCACGAAGAAGCUCCCCGGUUACCAUGGCAACGACCCAAACAGAAGAGGGUAUCUAAACAGCGUUUGACUCCAAACUCGUCACACACAAGAUUAACAUCGUCCACACUGGAGCUCAUUUACCUCCAUCACCUGAUUAACAGUCACAGAAAACAGGAAAAUGGAUAAAUUCAGCAUUUCAGUAGAUCAGCUUUCAGUAAAUCAGUUCAGCUGUCCAGUGUGUCUGGAUCUCCUGAAGGAUCCAGUGGCUAUCCCGUGUGGUCACAGUUUCUGUAAGGUGUGUAUUAAUGCCUGCUGGGAUCAGAAGUAUCAGAAGGGGGUCUACAGCUGUCCUCAGUGCAGACACAAUUUUUUCAAUCCAAGGCCUGUUCUACACAGAAACAACAUGCUGGCUGAAGUAGUGGAGAUACUGAAGAAGAAUUUAGAAGUCCACUGUUACGCUAAAUCUGGAGAUGUGGAAUGUGAUUUAUGCAGUGGGAGAAAACGCAAAGCCGUCAAGUCGUGUCUGAUGUGUCUGGCCUCCUUUUGUGAAACUCAUCUGAAACCUCACUACGAAGUUCCUUCCUGGGAGAAGCACAAGUUGAUCGAGGUCUCUGAAUAUCUACAAGAGAAGAUCUGCUCUGAGCACCAUGAGGUUCUGAAGAUAUACUGUCGUACCGACCAAAGCUUCAUCUGUUACUUGUGUACGAUGCAUGAACACAGAGGACAUGACACAGUUGCAGCUGCAGCAGAACGAGCUGAAAAACAGACUCAGCUGAAGGAGGAGCAGAUGAAAUUCCAGCAGAGAAUCCAGGAGAAGCAGAAGAAGGUGAAGAAGCUGAAACAGGCUGUGAACAUUAUAAAGCUCAGUGCACAAACAGCAGUAGAUGAUUUGGAGGUGAUGGAAGAUCAGGAGAAGGCUGAACUGAGUCAAGCUGAACUUCUGAAGCAACAGGAGCAGGAGAUUUUUGAUCUUCAGAGGAGAAUCAUUAAGAUGGAGCAGCUUUCACACACACACGAUCACAUCCAUUUCCUCCAGAUUUUCCCGUCUCUCUGUUUCUUUUCUGAAUGUGAGGACUCACCCAGCGUCACUGUCAAUCGUCUCUCACUUGACGGAGUGAGGAAAUCUGUCUCUGAUCUGAAAAAGAGAUUUAAGGAAUUCAUCAAAAUUCCUCAACUUGCAGUUCAGAGGAUUUUACAUUCAGAAACAAAGAGCAGACAAGAUUUUCUUCACUAUUUCUGUGAUCUGACUCUGGAUCCCAACACAGUAAAUUAUUACCUCAUUCUGUCUGAGAAGAACAAAGUGGUGACACGCAGUUAGACAAAGCAGCCGUACUCUGAUCAUCCAGAGAGAUUUAACUCCUAUGAGCAGGUGUUGAGUAAAGAGAGUGUGUGUGGACGCUGUUACUGGGAGGUGGAGUGGAGCGAUGAGGACUGUGUGUUAAUAUCAGUCUCAUAUAAAGAUAUCAGAAGGAAAGGACGGGGUAAUGAGCACUGGUUUGGAGGCAACAACCAGUCCUGGAGUCUGCAAUGUUCUUCUUCUUCUCUCUGUUUCUAUCACAACAACAUAAUGACUGAUCUCAGAGUUCCAUCACCGUCCAGAAUAGGAGUGUAUGUGGAUCACAGUUCAGGAACUCUGUCCUUCUACAGCGUCUCUAAUAGGUUGAAGCUUCUCCACAGCCUCCACACCACAUUCACUCAGCCUCUAUACGCUGGAUUCCUCCUGCCUUUUAAUGGAACUGCAAAGUUAUGCCCUUUUGAGUGAAUCAUUUUAUAUAUAUAUAUAUAUAUAUAUAUAUAUAUUUACAAAACCUACAUAAA
Silurus meridionalis is the source of this 1945-nucleotide messenger RNA. Its product is annotated as E3 ubiquitin/ISG15 ligase TRIM25-like. The transcript is spliced from 7 exons. Gene Ontology annotation, molecular function: zinc ion binding. Lineage: Eukaryota; Metazoa; Chordata; Actinopteri; Siluriformes; Siluridae. Bases 306 to 1445 code for a protein of 379 amino acids. The record is from RefSeq and is a predicted model, not a curated record.